Molecule: messenger RNA, 2483 nt
Organism: Medicago truncatula (barrel medic)
Lineage: Eukaryota; Viridiplantae; Streptophyta; Magnoliopsida; Fabales; Fabaceae
Exons: 2
Coding region: 627-1667 (346 amino acids)
Source: RefSeq, a predicted model, not a curated record
ACAAACUUUCUUCUUCCUCUCAUCAAUAUCAUUGUCACUCCUCUUGCCGGCACCGCCACCACCACCACCCCUCUCCCACAAUCGGCUGGCGCCGUAAGCUUGUUUUCAUACACUACUAAAAAAACAGUGAUUUUCGGACGGAAUUUUCAGACGGAUACGAUUUUGUCUGAUUUUUUUGGACGGAUUUGGGACGGUUUUAACGGAGCGAAAUUUUCGUCCCAAAAUCGUGUGAAAAAUUUAUGACAUGUUCAAACAUGGUUUUUUCCCACGAAUUUCGCACGAAUUUCCUUAAAAAAACAAAUCCGUUCCAAAACCGUGUGAAACAUUGAGACGGAUUUCAGACGGAAUUAAAGGUUUUUAUUUCAUUUUUAUUAACUGUGAAAUUUUCAUGUCCCGCCUGUACUCCUAAAAUUUCCCUCUCGUGUACUGCUCUCUCUCAUAACCAAUCUCACUCUUUCUAACCCUAAAAUCAAUUUCACAAUCAAUUUAGGAAGCUCUUCAAUCAAUUUCUUCCAAAAACCAGUUUUAAGAUUUCUCAAGCUCUUCAAUCAAUUUCUCAAGCGGUUUAAGUUUGGAUUCUCUUCUCUUCAGAUUUGAGGAUUCUCAGUUUCAAGCUUUUCAAGAGUAUGGGAAUUCCAGAACAUCGAAAAUGGAUGUAUAAAAGACUUCUUCCCAAUCGGGCAGGAAUGAAAACUGAAUUUGUUAGUGGUGUUAAUAAUUUUAUAGAACAAGCAAUUAGGCAACCUGAGUUUACAGAUAAUGGGGGUAAGCUUAGGUGUCCUUGUAGUAAACAUAGAAACAUAGAUUUCUUAACUCCAGGUGAGGUUACCCUUGAUUUGUAUAAGCAUGGUUUCCAGCCAAGCUAUUGGUGUUGGGAUUCUCACGGGGAAAGUUCUUUAAGCUCAAGUAGUAGAAAUGCAAAUAAUGUGAACAGAGAAAGCACUUGCAACCAACCGUCAAGUUUUGAGUCACAAAGAAAUACCUAUGAGGCUAUGAUUGUUGAUGCUAUUAGGCCAGAAAAUUUGGACCAAUUUGAGCCACAGCCGGAGGAACCUCCAAACAGGGAAGCCAAACUCUUUUAUGAUUUGUUACAAUCUGCGCAGCGACCAUUGUGGGAGGGUUGUGAUACCCACUCGGAAUUAUCAAUGGCGGUUGAACUAUUGACUAUUAAAUCUAAGGGGAAUAUGUCUCAAAAAAGUUUUGAUAAGCUACUAAAAACUAUGAAGAAGGGUAUGCCUAAGGAUAAUUGUCUCGUCCCUAAUUUCUACUAUGCAAAGAAGUUGGUAUCAAAGCUUGGAAUGGAAAGUAAAGUAAUAGAUUGUUGCAUCAACGGUUGUAUGUUGUACUACAAAGACUACGAAAUGGCAAAAGAAUGUCGGUUCUGCCAUGCUCCAAGGUAUAGGGUAGGUAAAGGGGGUAAAGAGUUAGCUUUAAAGAGUAUGCAUUAUCUACCGAUCACACCAAGGUUAAAGAGACUAUACGCGUCAGCAAAUUCUGCACGCCAUAUGAGAUGGCAUUAUGAGCACCAACAAGUUGAGGGUGUCCUUGAACAUCCUUCUGAUGCAGAAGCAUGGAAGCAUUUUGAUCAAAAGUAUCCAGAAUUUGCUUCUGAAUCACGCAACGUAAGACUUGGAUUAUGUUCUGAUGGAUUUACUCCUUUUGGUUAAUCCGCUUCUCCAUAUUCAUGUUGGCCUGUAAUAGUGACUCCAUACAACCUCCCUCCAUGGAUGUGUAUGUCUACUCCUUAUUUGUUUUUGACAAUGAUCAUUCCCGGCCGUAGUAAUCCCAAAAGUAAGAUAGAUGUGUAUUUACAGCCGUUGAUUGAUGAGUUAAAGUCAUUGUGGGACGAGGGUGCUUUAACCUAUGAUGUUUCCAAAAAACAAAAUUUCGUAAUGAGAGCUGCUUUAAUGUGGACAAUUAAUGAUUUUCCCACAUAUGGAAUGUUGUCAGGAUGGAUGACAGCCGGAAAAAUGGCAUGUCCUUGUUGUAUGAAUCACACAAAAGCAUUCCGAUUGGAGAAUGGUGGUAAGUCAUCAUGGUUUGACUGUCAAAGAAAAUUCUUGCCAAGUGAUCACCCAUUUAGAAGAAAUAAGGAUGGCUUUUAUAAGAAUAGGGUUGUGAGAUCAGAACCGCCUCCUAGGUUGACCGGCGAACAAGUAUGGAAUGAAGUUCAGACAAUGCCAACGAUAAUGGACAAUAUUGAUGAAGUUCGAAUUCCAGGUUAUGGAGAUAAACAUAAUUGGAAAAAACGAAGCAUUUUUUGGGAAUUGCCUUAUUGGAGCACUAACUUGAUUCGACACAAUCUUGAUGUCAUGCAUAUUGAGAAAAAUGUAUUUGAUAAUGUGUUUAAUACUGUUUAAUACAUAUUGAGAAAAAUGAGCAUUUGUUUACUCUUGAAUUAUUAUUUAUUUUUAUUUGAUUUAGUAUGUAUUAUUGAAUAUCAAUUUUACAUAUUGGAAUUUAUCCCACACUCAUUAAAAAAA